Messenger RNA from Candidula unifasciata, 758 nucleotides. Lineage: Eukaryota; Metazoa; Mollusca; Gastropoda; Stylommatophora; Geomitridae. The record is from the annotation of a GenBank genome assembly.
AUGGAGAAGUAUGAAAUAAUAAAGAGACUUGCUGUCGGGGCACAUGGAGCAGUUUACCUGAUUAAGCAGGUAUCCACAAAGAAGUAUUUUGCUCUGAAGAAAAUUGAGGUUGAUGAACGAAGGAAAACAAAAACAAAAGAAGCUGUGCUGAAGGAAGCCAGAAUCAUGUCACAGCUUCGUCAUCCAAACAUUGUCCUCUUCCAUGAGUCGUUUCUGGACCCAGCAGGAGAGUAUGUCUGUAUUGUUUUGGAUUAUUGUGAUGGUGGGAAUUUGGGAGAGAGGAUACAGGAUGCUUCUCAGACUGGCUUAUUGUUUUCAGAGAAACAAGUUAUGCAGUGGUUCAUCCAGAUUGUGAUGGCUGUCCAGUAUAUACAUUCCAAACAUAUUUUACACAGAGAUCUGAAAACAGAAAACGUACUGCUGAACAAGAGGAAUGUUAUUAAAUUAGGUGACUUUGGAAUCUCAAAGAUUCUCGACAACACAAUAGACGUUGCUAAGACUGUAGUAGGAACACCUUCGUAUCUCAGCCCUGAACUGUGCCAGGACAUUCCAUACAACUCUAAAUCAGACAUUUGGGCUGUGGGUUGCUUGUUGUAUGAAAUGUGUGCAUUGUGUCCUCCGUUCGAAGGACAGAGUCUUAUCGGAUUAUUUUUUAAUAUUGUCAAGGCUGAGUUCAGGCCGCUACCAGAGGAAACACCAACUGGCAUUAAAGAUCUAGUCAGCCAAAUUUUAGUGAAGACACCAGAAGUCAGACCAAG